GCAGGACCAAGCCAUUGAUGCCGAUCGGCGACGACCCGUGAGCAGGGAGCACGAAGGCGAGUUUUGAUGGAACCUAUGUAGGCUGGGUGGGGUUCAUCUUCGUGGUGAACGGCCGUCUAGGGUCUGAGUCUCCACCAACGAGGGACUCUUUCACAUAAACUGCGCAUACCGCCCCCAAACCUCGCGCCAUCCCGGUUGCCGUGCGUUUGCGGGAAGAGGAGGAGCCCGGAAAUGCAGAGCGCCACCAGCAGCGGCAUCGCCUAUGACCUCAAGUACCAGGCAAGGUGCAUUUGCGACGUCAAGGCUGAUGCGGAGACCACCUGCUUUCUUGCAGGCACUCUCAGCCUCAAGGAAGAAAACGAGAUCCAUCUGAUCCAGAUCUCGCCUUCUGGCACAGAGCUCACCUGCAGAGGUCUUUUCUCCCAUCCCCACGAGAUCUGGAAUCUUGCUUCCUGCCCGUUUGAUCCACGCACAUUCUCGACUGUAUUCGAUUCGGGAGGCAUAUAUGGAGCCGCUGUAUGGCAGAUCCCUGAUGAUUUUGCUAACUCCAGUUCUCCACAAUUGGAACAGAUUGCUUCUCUUGAUGCUCAUUCAUGCGAAAUUAGAAGCGUCCUUUGGUGGCCAUCAGGAAAGCACGACAAAUUGGUUAGCAUUGACAAGGAGAAUAUAUAUUUGUGGAGUUUAGAUUCUUCAACCAAAUCUGCCAAGGUGCAAUCACAGGAAUCUGUUGGUAUGUUGCAUUAUCUAUCGGGGGGAGCAUGGGAUCCACAUGACCAGAAUGCUGUUGCAGUGACUUGUGAAUCAUCAAUUCAGUGUUGGGACAUAAGAUCAAUGAAGAAAACAAUUACUCUUGAUCAUGCUCAUGCUCGGGCUAUAGACUUUAACCCCAAGAAACAGCACAUUCUUGUGACUGCAGAAUACGAAUCCGGCAUUUGUGUGUGGGAUAUUAGGAUGCCAGAUGUUCCAAUCAGAGAGCUUCCUGGACAUGCACAUUGGACAUGGUCCGUCCAGCACAAUCCAGAAUAUCAUGAGCUGAUUUUGAGCUCUGGAACAGAUUCGACUGUUAACUUGUGGUUUGCUUCUGUCAAUGGCAUGGAUGAUGCUAUAUAUGAAAGAAUGCCUGAGUUACCUUCCCGGAAUGUAGAUCCACUUAUUUGUUCAUUCAGUGACUAUGAGGAUUGUGUAUAUGGUCUUUCGUGGAGUUGUCGAGAACCAUGGAUAUUUGCUUCUUUAUCAUAUGAUGGAAGGGUGGUGGUGGAGUCUGUCAAGCCUUACCUUCCAAAGCAAUAAAGCUACAGUUGGUAGACCAUGGCUUUUGCAGAUGUUCAGGAAAUUGAUUGGUGGCGAGGCAUUCUGAUUACAAGUUUUGGACUAGAUUUUAGCACCCAAAGCACAUCAAUCUUCCUUGUACCUCGUUAAAGGAUUAUUCUUGUGGAUUUUCUGAGAAGACUGAACUUGCAGGGAAGUCAUUUUGUUUAUGGUCCUGCAGGAAAAGCUCUGCACAAUCUUGCAAUUUUCAAAAUUGCAGAGUUGGCUGCUGCAUUGCUAAUGUUUUCGGGAGCACAAGUUUUCGAUUUUGUUCUUGAAAUGUAUUCUGAUUCUCAUGGGUUUGUUGUCCUGGCAAGUGCAGUUUGGGAAACUUAGGUCCGCAGUUUAAUGUUUGGAUUGAGACUCCCGUGAUUAUUCAAAAAAUGUUAAUUAGGAGCUUGCCAGCGUUGAUUGAAAAAAUGAAGUCAAGGGGAA
This is a messenger RNA of Nymphaea colorata (pocket water lily), 1743 nucleotides long. Its product is annotated as WD repeat-containing protein DWA2. The transcript has 13 exons. The record is from RefSeq and is a predicted model, not a curated record. Gene Ontology annotation, biological process: protein ubiquitination. Gene Ontology annotation, molecular function: protein binding. Lineage: Eukaryota; Viridiplantae; Streptophyta; Magnoliopsida; Nymphaeales; Nymphaeaceae. Bases 232 to 1290 code for a protein of 352 amino acids.